Cryptomeria japonica (Japanese cedar) is the source of this 2189-nucleotide messenger RNA. Its product is annotated as protein NRT1/ PTR FAMILY 8.3. Gene Ontology annotation, molecular function: transmembrane transporter activity. Gene Ontology annotation, cellular component: membrane. The transcript is spliced from 5 exons. The record is from RefSeq and is a predicted model, not a curated record. Gene Ontology annotation, biological process: transmembrane transport; oligopeptide transport. Bases 221 to 1999 code for a protein of 592 amino acids. NCBI's taxonomy places the organism in Eukaryota, Viridiplantae, Streptophyta, Pinopsida, Cupressales, Cupressaceae.
AUUCUUGUUUUUAUAUGGAAAAAAUAACCCAGGGGCUCUCCUCUCAUUGGUCGUACCUUAGACAUUUGACAUUCAUGAAGUACAAAAUGCUCCGCUGGUCUAUUGGGUGCCUUUAACAAGACAUAUUUUGAGAUAUUUCCUAUUUUCUUAGUCUUAUGGUUUGUUAUGAUUUGAUUCUGUAUUUCGCAGAUCAUUCUUUCAUUUUUGAGAAAUAGCAGUAAUGGGCAUUGAUGGGGAACAAUCCCUGGAAGUGGGUCUGUUAGAAGGAGGACAUGAUCAGAUCCUACACCCACGAGAAGAGGAGAGUCUGAACACUGGAGAUGGAUCUACGGAUAUUCAUGGAAAGCCUUCCGUAAGGCAAAAUACAGGGGGAUGGAGGGUUUGCCCCUUUAUUUUAGGAAAUGAGUGUUGCGAGCGACUGGCAUACUAUGGAAUCAAUACAAAUUUGGUAACUUAUUUGACAACAGUUUUACAUCAGGGGAAUGCAACUGCAGCCAAAAAUGUCACUACCUGGUCUGGCACAUGCUAUCUGACAGCACUUUUGGGAGCAGUUUUAGCUGAUGCAUACUGGGGACGAUAUUGGACUAUUGCUGUUUUCUCAUCAAUUUAUUUUGUGGGAAUGGCUACUUUAACUGUCUCAGCAUCUGUUUCUGCCUUACAACCUUCCUCCUGUACAGGCGAUGUAUGCCCAACAGCAACUACACUUCAAUAUGCUGUGUUUUUUCUUGGGCUUUACCUGAUCGCACUAGGAACAGGAGGCAUCAAGCCCUGCGUUUCUUCUUUUGGGGCAGACCAAUUUGAUGAUAGCAAUCCAACAGAAAGGAAGAAAAAGGGGUCUUUCUUCAAUUGGUUUUAUUUCUCAGUCAAUGUUGGUGCACUUGUUUCAAGCAGCAUUCUGGUAUGGGUUCAAGACAAUGUUGGAUGGGGAUGGGGAUUUGGGAUUCCUACAGUAUUUAUGGCAUUAGCGAUAGGAAGUUUCUUUUCUGGGACACCAUUGUAUAGAUUCCAAAAACCUGGAGGUAGUCCGUUGACACGCGUAUGCCAAGUUCUGGUUGCAUCAUUUCACAAAUUGCAAACGAAAGUUCCUCAAGAAAGUGCACUUCUCUACGAGGUAAAAGACAAGCAUUCUGCAAUUCAAGGAAGUCGAAAACUGGAACACACAAACGAAUUCCAUUUUCUGGACAAAGCAGCUACCAUAACAGAUGAAGAUGUUCAGAGUGGUGGUUUUUCAAAUCCUUGGAAACUAUGUACUGUGACCCAAGUGGAGGAGCUGAAGAUUUUGGUCCGAAUGUUUCCAGUCUGGGUUACUGGUAUUGUGUUUUCGGCUGUUUAUGCUCAAAUGUCCACAAUGUUUGUGGAACAGGGCAUGACCAUGGACACCAGAAUUGGUUCUUUCAAAAUUCCUCCAGCGUCAUUGUCUGUGUUUGAUAUACUUAGUGUCAUGAUAUGGGUUCCCAUUUAUGAUCGCCUGCUUGUGCCCAUAGUUCGCAAGUACACUGGUAAUGAAAGGGGAUUUACUCAGCUGCAGCGCAUGGGCAUUGGAUUGGUGGUAUCCAUAUUCUCUAUGGUAGCAGCUGCUUUGGUUGAAAUCAAGCGUCUGGAUGUAGUCAAAACUCAUCACUUGGAACAUGACACAGUCACACCAGUUCCAAUGAGCAUCUUGUGGCAGAUCCCCCAAUACUUCUUGAUAGGUGCUGCAGAAGUCUUUUACUUUAUAGGACAGCUGGAGUUUUUCUAUGAGCAGUCACCUGAUGCCAUGCGUAGUUUGUGCAGUGCACUUUCUCUUCUUACGACAUCGUUAGGGAAUUAUUUGAGUACCCUAAUUGUUACCAUCGUGACUUCUGUCACUACAGAAGGGGGGAAACUAGGAUGGAUACCAGACAAUCUAAAUGAAGGUCACUUGGAUUACUUCUUUUGGGUUUUAGCUUGUCUCAGCUUCUUGAAUAUGCUGGUGUAUAUUGCUUGUGUACAUAGGUUUAGUUACAAGAAAUCUAAUUGAAAACCGAAUCCCGAAUUAAUUGGGGAUCCACUGUUGUAAUCCUAAGCCAUGGCAAAAUAUUUUCCUAUUAUACAAGCAAAAGUUUGUAGGAAUGGUGGAGAAAAGGCUUCUCCUAAAAAUCUUUAUUGGAAAAUGAAUAGUAAAUAUUUAUGCUUUCUAUAAUUCUAUGAUUCUAAAAAUUGUUAAAUCA